Molecule: messenger RNA, 1631 nt
Organism: Zea mays
Lineage: Eukaryota; Viridiplantae; Streptophyta; Magnoliopsida; Poales; Poaceae
Product: Glutaredoxin family protein
Exons: 1
Coding region: 540-1478 (312 amino acids)
Source: RefSeq, a predicted model, not a curated record
AAAUGAUGCAUCUAAAUAACCAACAGAAACAAAUGAAAUAGAUGAAGACGAAACAAAUUGCUCUCAAUGAUAGUUUCACGCGCUUUCUAAUACCUUGGAAACGGGUUGACAUAGUUUCAUGGUAAUAAAACUAGUUUCACCAUUUAUAAUAAAUGUAGUGCCGUGUCAUCAAAAUUCUAUGUGACAUACUAAUUAGUGUCAUGAAAUCUCAUGAAAAUGCCACUUAGAGCACUUGAAAGUUAAGAACCAGCAGAGUUGUUUGGGCCGGCCCACUCAAAGCACAAAGCAGAGGCCAGUCGGAGUAAGGUGGUCCACUGGAGUCAUUCCACGUGGAUUGACUUUGACUCGUUGAAAUCCAACUCCUGCAGCUGCAGCUGCAGCACAGCGACCGAGCCAUCUCCAUUUGAAUUUCAAAUUCCCCUCUCCUCCUCCUCCCUCACUCACCCACCGCGCACCCUGGCCAUUCAAUUUCUUCCCUCCUCUUCCCUUUCUUUUUUUCCCCAGCACCACCACCACCACCACCAGCAGCAGUAGCCAGGAUGGGGUGCGUGUCGUCCGCCUUGCUCGAGGAGGACGGCGCCGAGGACGACCGCCGCCGCAUCAUCUCGCACCACCACAUCGUCUCCCUCACCUCCUCCACCUACGGCAUCCUCACCAGCCCGCGAGCCUACUGCUCCUCCUCGUCGUCUUCCACUGCCCUUGGCUCAGAGCCGUUGGCUCGUUGCGCGCCUCCUCCUCCCCCUCCGCUGCCUCCCCCUCCACCGACGACGGCAAGACAACAAGCAGCCCCAGCACCGAAACCCGAAUCCCAGCCCCAGGCGGAGGUCAUCAACUCCUGGGAGCUCAUGGCAGGCCUCGUGGACCCCUCGACGCCGGGCAAGCCCACGAAGCUCGACGGCGGCGGCCAGCAGCGCCGCCGCCGCAUCCCUCUGCGCGCCAUCGACGGCAACUCUUCCGUCUCCAAGGCGCCGUCCUCGUCCGCGGUUGUGCUCUACACCACCUCCCUCCGCGGGGUCCGCGUCACCUUCGAGGCCUGCAACGCCGUCCGCGCGGCGCUGCAGGCGCACGGCGUCGCCUUCCGGGAGCGCGACGUGUCCAUGGACCGCGGGUUCAGGGACGAGCUGAGGAGCAGGCUGGGGCUGGGGCUGGGCGGCGGCAGAGCAGCAGCGGCGGGCAUGCUCCCCAGGCUGUUCGUGCGGGGCCGUCACGUGGGCGGCGCGGAGGACGUGCUGCGCCUGGACGAGGAGGGCCUCCUGGCGCGGCUGCUGGAGGGCCUGCCCAGGGCGCGCGGAGGGGCCUACUGCUGCGACGGAUGCGGCGGCAUGAGGUUCCUGCCCUGCUUCGACUGCUCGGGGAGCCGCAAGCUGGCUGUCGCGCUUCCCGUGGUGGCCUCCUCGCGGAAGAAAGCAGGGACCGUGGUGGUGCGAUGCGGGGAGUGCAACGAGAAUGGACUCGUGCUCUGCCCAAUCUGCUCCUGAAUAAAACGACGACAGAGGCAAUCUGGAUCGAAUUUGCUACAUAUGCGCUCCGUGCAAUUUUUAGAAACAUUUGCUGCGCUACUGCUACUGGUCUGAUUGAUGAUCAUCAUCAACAGGUAGUAAUAAUCAACAAGUACAUGAUCCUCAGCUGCA